AUGCCAGGUUACGAGUCUGUUGAGUUCAGAGCAGUCGAUGGCGUGAUCCUUCGAGGAUGGCUUUUUCCAGCGGAAACCCGUAGCGUGGGAGUUGUCAUGUCUCCUGGUUUCAAUGCAACGAAAGAAAUGAUCGGACUGCCAAGCACCGCCCUCGCUUUCCAGGCAGCUGGCAUUACCGCUCUUCUUUUCGAUCCUCGUGGUGUGGGCAGAAGUGACGGCACGCCUCGCAACAACAUAAACCCAUUUCAACAAGUCGAGGAUUUGUCCGAUGCUCUAGCCUACUUAUCUAGCUGCUCAUCAGUCGACCCGCGGCUGGGCGUUGGUCUCUGGGGUUUUUCACUCGGUGCAGCAAUCGCGAUGGCAACCGGUGCUGUGGACCCACGCGCAAAGUUCGUAGUUGCAGUGUGUCCAGGCACAGAAACGAGCUACGAUAUGGCGAAGCUGCGGAAUGUUUUGAUGAAAGCGGCUAAAGAUCGCGAGUCACGUAUCAAAGGCAAUGGGCCCUUCUACGUCCCUAUGCUCACGAAGAAAGGCGAGAGUCCCGUGGGCUGGGACCCAGGUUUCGAGCAUGAUGCUAUAAUGCGACUGCUGGGCCAGUACGAUGAGACCGACCCAUUGCGUGCAGAAUUGGCGCCCGGACAUGUCAAUCGCACGACAGUCGCGACUUAUCGGCACAUGUUGCUCUGGGACGUCGGCCAUGCGAGCAAGUACCUCACACAGCCAGUAUUAUUUUUGCUUGCGGAGCAUGACCAGGUCAUUCCGGUGGCGAGGCAGAUGGUGCAUUAUGAGGCGUUGAAGGCGCCAAAGAGGCUUCAUGUUGAGAAUGGGGCAAAGCAUAUGGAUAUUCUGGACAGCCCGGAAUCUUCGCGGAAUGUCAAUGAGGUACAGGUGCAAUUUGUGAGGGACGCGAUUGCUGGCAAAAUUGGGAAGUCAGCUUGA
Molecule: messenger RNA, 939 nt
Organism: Alternaria atra
Lineage: Eukaryota; Fungi; Ascomycota; Dothideomycetes; Pleosporales; Pleosporaceae
Exons: 3
Coding region: 1-939 (312 amino acids)
Source: RefSeq, a predicted model, not a curated record